Molecule: messenger RNA, 1471 nt
Organism: Hevea brasiliensis (rubber tree)
Lineage: Eukaryota; Viridiplantae; Streptophyta; Magnoliopsida; Malpighiales; Euphorbiaceae
Product: probable trehalose-phosphate phosphatase C
Exons: 12
Coding region: 195-1322 (375 amino acids)
Biological process (GO): trehalose biosynthetic process
Molecular function (GO): trehalose-phosphatase activity
Source: RefSeq, a predicted model, not a curated record
UCUAUUGCGCGUGUUUUCACCUUUUUGAGUCUUUAUUAACCUCGUCUCUGUUGCAUCCUAACGCCAAACCACCACUACUGCUCUCCUCCUCUCUGUUUUCUCCUCUGUUUUCUUUCCUCUCUCUCCUUUUCCACAAUCUUCUCAAAUCUUCAGAGUGUGUGUUGAGUUCUCUCUGCUGCCUUUUCAAAGAGGGAAUGACGAACCAGAAUGUGAUAUCAUCCGAUGCGAAAUCGGGUAAAAAUAUCAGGAUCAGCUGUAUUCUCUUGCACAAAUCUUUAUUUUCACCGGCUAUGCCAAAGCCAUUACCUGCUCCUAGACUUGCAAAGAUGAUUGAAACAGGUGGAGCAGCAGCAGCAGCAGCUGCUGCAGAAGUAGCCAAAACUAAUGUUUGGGUUAAUUCAAUGAGAGAUUCUUCCCCUACCCGUGUCAAAUCCACCUCUUCUUUAUCUGAAACCGAGGAAAAAAAUUCCUGGAUUCUCAAACAUCCUUCGGCUUUAAGCAUGUUCCACCAAAUAGUGAAUGCUUCUAAGGGAAAGCAGAUUGUGAUGUUUCUUGAUUAUGAUGGUACACUCUCACCCAUUGUUGAAGAUCCUGAUCGAGCAUUCAUGACUAAUGAAAUGAGAGAGGCUGUUAGGGAUGUUGCAAGAUAUUUUCCUACAGCUAUAGUCACUGGAAGGUGCAGAGACAAGGUCUACAGCUUUGUAAAAUUGGCGGGGCUUUACUAUGCAGGUAGCCAUGGCAUGGACAUAAAGGGACCAUCCAAAACUCGCAAAUACAAAAAAGAUCAUCAAGCUCUACUGUUUCAACCUGCCAGUAAAUUCUUGCCCAUGAUUGAUGAGGUGUACAAAGUUCUGAUAGAGAAAACAAAAUCCAUCCCUGGUGCUAAAGUGGAAAAUAACAAAUUUUGCAUAUCCGUACACUUCAGAUGUGUUGAUGAAAAGAUGUGGGCUGCAUUAGCUGAACAGGUUGGAUCAGCACUUAAUGAUUAUCCCAAGCUUAGACUAACUCAAGGGAGGAAGGUUUUAGAAAUCCGACCAAUCAUUAAAUGGGAUAAGGGCAAAGCUCUGGAAUUCUUAUUAGAAUCGCUAGGAUAUGCUAAUUCUAACAAUGUUCUACCCGUCUAUAUCGGUGAUGAUCGGACUGAUGAGGACGCAUUCAAAGUUUUACGAAACCGGGGACAAGGGCUUGGGAUUCUUGUUUCUAAAGUUCCAAAAGAAACGAAUGCCUCUUAUUCUUUACAAGAGCCAGCUGAGGUUAAGGAUUUCUUGCGGCGUUUGGUAGACUGGAAACGAUUCUCUCCUGGAGGAGCAUGUAGGGUGUAAAAGUAAAGUAGAAAUUGACUUCCACCCUUUAAUAGUUGGUCAAUGACCAAGGUGGAAUUGAAAUAUGUAAUUUUUCUCUUUAAACAUUGUAAAUGAAGAGCAAUUUAAAGAUAUAUGGAAUACAAAGAAUUCCAUAAUUUUGCAAGGAA